Molecule: messenger RNA, 951 nt
Organism: Musca vetustissima
Lineage: Eukaryota; Metazoa; Arthropoda; Insecta; Diptera; Muscidae
Gene: M6
Product: neuronal membrane glycoprotein M6-a
Exons: 5
Coding region: 1-951 (316 amino acids)
Biological process (GO): neuron projection development
Cellular component (GO): plasma membrane
Source: RefSeq, a predicted model, not a curated record
AUGUUUUCCCCUGCUGCUGGUGGUGGUAAUAAUCCGAAUCGCGUGCCUGAUCCACGCGAAGAAAUUCUAUUGGAAACAAAUUUCGAAGAUGAUGGUGUACUAACGCGUGCCUACAAUGCUAGACCACUCAUUGGAAGCUGUAAUCGGCGUAGAGCACAUCGUUCCGAAUUAUCCAUUGAUCGUUAUACAGAACGUGAUGGUGGUGAAGGUGAUUGCUGCCAAUCAUGUAUGGCCAGAAUACCCUAUGCCACCCUAAUAGCCACUCUUAUGUGUCUAUUGGGCGUUGGCAUAUUCUGCGGCACCAUGUACAGAGGAGCUUCAUUAACUGUAAUUAUGAUGGAUCAAGUAUUCCAUUUAAGACUGAUAUGGAUUGAAACAGUUCGCAUGAUUUUUAUUAUAAUUGGCGGUACAAUGGCUACCUUGGGAUUCAUGAUAUUAUUCGUUGGAUUUCUGGCAACUGGCGCUACACGCUAUAAAGUUUAUCGAGCCUGGGGUACGCGUGUUGGUGGUCGUAUAUCCUGUGCAGUGCUCAUGGGUCUAACAUAUUUGCUCAAUUUUGUCUGGACACUGAUAUUAUGUUUUUUGGUUGUGUGUACCUUCAUCUACACCAUGUUCUGGAAUAUGUGUUCAAGCGUUGAACGCUCAAAUACUUGUAUAGAUUUAACACAAUUUCAUUUCAUGUUCCCCUCGACUACCAAACAAGAAGAUAUGAAAAUAUGUGAACCGUGGGAAAUUAAAGCCUUUUGUAAAGAUGGUGUUGAAAAUGCAGAAGUCAUGUUUAUAUUGGCCACGUUGGCAACAUUAUUGGUCAUAUUGAGUUUGGUUCAUUAUUUGAUGUGUUUGUCGGCAAAUUAUAGUCACAUUCGUGAUCAUGAAAAAUUCCAAGAACUGCAAGAAAUACAACAUCUCAACGAACUGGAAUACAGUGCAACAUCUAAGGAACGUUUCUAG